AUGAGCCAGAGGAAGAAGAGGAAGAAUCUAAAGGGAGCAAAGAGGAAACAAAUGAGGAUACUAACUAACAGUGAUAGUGAGGGAGGAGAAUUUGUGGUGGAGCAACAUCUAAACAGAGGCCGAGACCUACAUUUAUUCGGGGAUAACUCUGAUAAUGACGAAGAUGACAUAACCUUAGUUCAACUUCAGCUGCGGCAACACCAGUAUCAGCAACAAAACGAGUCACACCAGGUAACAUUUGCAAUAAGUUUAGAAGAGUUACAAAAAGCGAUAUAUUAUGACACUAAUUCCGCAACUCCUUCGAGGUCAUUUGAGCCAAGCAUAUGA
Messenger RNA from Parnassius apollo (apollo), 327 nucleotides. Lineage: Eukaryota; Metazoa; Arthropoda; Insecta; Lepidoptera; Papilionidae. The record is from the annotation of a GenBank genome assembly.